UCCUGUUUGCAGCAGAAGUGCACACGGAGAGCCACGGGAGCUCUGGUCCUGGAGCUGAGAGAAGUUAGGGAGCUUCCAUUCUUUGCUGCUCGGGAUGAGCGAGCGAGAGGAGCCCUGAUCUCAGCACUGACCCCAGGACAGGUCCUAGCGCUGAUCCCACACUGCCGAUAAUAUAGGAGUCAGAAAAUAACUGUAAGGAUGGAGAAGGAGCAGGGCAAAGUUAGGUGCAGCAAGAAGAGAGAGGCACAGUCCUCAUUCACACAACAUUCUUUUCCAAGGUUGCUGCUUCUUAUUACACUGGUAACACUGUUUGCUGAAAGAGUCCAUGCUGGUGACAAGUCAUAUGAUGGUCCCUGUGGAGGAAGAGACUGUAGUCAAGGAUGUCAGUGUUUCCCUGAGAAAGGAAGUCGGGGACUCCCAGGGAUUCUUGGGCAGCAAGGACAAACUGGUCCACCAGGACAAAAAGGUUUACCAGGUUUGCAAGGCCGUAAAGGAGACAAGGGUGAUCGAGGAUCACAUGGAUCAACUGGACCCACUGGCGAUGCGGGCCCAGGGGGUGUCACAGGGUUUUCGGGAGCUGAUGGAAUACCUGGUCACACAGGACAGGGUGGUCCAAGGGGCAAGCCUGGACAUGAUGGUUGCAAUGGGACAAAAGGUGAUGCUGGUGAAGAAGGAGGAUUUGGCCCAAGAGGCCCAUCUGGUAAUUUUGGUCUACCGGGUGCGAAAGGUGCAAAGGGGGAGCCGUUUUAUAUAUCAGCUGAUCAGAGAAACAAACUUAAGGGAGAAACUGGUGACAACGGAUUACCUGGCCCUGCAGGUCCAAAAGGUUCUGCUGGUGUUACUGGUUUCUUUGGUCCAGUGGGAUUUCCUGGUAUACCGGGACCUCCUGGACCACCUGGGCCACCAGGGCCACAAGGUAACAAAGGCAUCGGAUUUCAUGGAGAAAAGGGAGAACAGGGUGAUGUGGGACCUCCAGGACAGGUAGGCCCUCCCUAUGAAGUUAGACAGCCAACUGAGGAGUACUUCCCCAACAAAGAUCAGCAACCCAAAGGCGACAGAGGAGAAAAAGGGCAACGUGGAUCUAAAGGUGAACCUGCAUACAUUGGAGAAAAGGGAGAAGAAGGUAUCAUGGGAUUCCCUGGAUUAAGGGGACUGCCGGGAAUCACGGGUCUGCCUGGACUUCCAGGGAGAACUGGAUUUCCUGGAAUUCCGGGUUUUCCUGGAGCAUUUGGUUUCCAAGGAAACAAGGGAGAUCAAGGGGAAAGAGGCCCACAAGGACCAAUAACUUAUGCCGAACAUCCUGCGGCACGAAAAGGUUCAGAAGGGGAUUUUGGAUUUCCAGGAAACCCUGGCCUUGAUGGGGAAAAAGGUGAUGAAGGAGAGCCUGGCCUUCCAGGUUUAAAGGGAUCACCAAGUAUAUUCCCAGGAUUCCCUGGCAUUCCUGGCUCGCAAGGUGAAAAAGGUAUCAAAGGGUACCCAGGAGACUCAGGGUAUGACGCCUACGAAUCGGGAACUGAAGGUUUGGAUGGAAAGCCUGGAUUACGAGGACCACCUGGCCCCCCUGGGUAUCCAGGUGGACGUAUAGGGAGGAAAGGGUCAUCUGGAUUUCCUGGAGAUGAUGGUUUUCAAGGGUAUCCAGGUAUUGAAGGUCACAAAGGAUUUAAAGGUGAACAAGGAGAAUGCCAAUGCUCUCCAGGUGAUGAAACUGGAAGAGGUCCUGCGGGAGAGCCUGGUCCUGUGGGAUUUCCAGGUUCUCCUGGUGAGCAGGGCAAUCAGGGAGAGAAGGGAGAGAGAGGAAUUCCUGGAGGUCGUGGUGUUACAGGUAUUCAGGGACCAGAUGGAGAGGUUGGAUUGCCUGGGCCCGAUGGAGAGAAAGGUGACUUUGUAUUUGCAACAGAAAAAGGUGCAAAAGGAGACCCUGGCAACCCUGGCACACCUGGUGCAGGAGGGUUUGAUGGAUUUCCUGGGAAGGAUGGACUGGAUGGUCUUCCUGGUCAAGCAGGUCUUCCUGGUGAUGGUAUUAAAGGAGUACCUGGCGAUCAUGGCUUUCCUGGAAUCCCAGGCAUUGAAGGCAAUCGAGGAGAGAAAGGACUACCAGGAAUAGGACUUCCAGGACCAAAAGGUUUUCGUGGAAUACCAGGGAGCCCAGGAGCCAGGGGAGUGCCAGGACUUCCAGGUCCUCCGGGCUUACAAGGUGACUGCUACCAAGACUCUGGUGAGGAGAACGAGAUUGGAAGAGAAGGUUCUGGCUGCCAGUUAAUUUCACCACCAGCUCCACAUGGAGCUCCUGGGCCUCCAGGACUGCUCGGAUAUAAUGGUGUAAAAGGACAAAAAGGACAGCCUGGUGCACAAGGUGAAGAUGGCGCUUGGGGCAUUAGAGGAACCAAAGGGGACCCUGGGACAGAAAGUCUGCCUGGUCCACAAGGAUUUCCUGGGCCCAGGGGAGAUAGAGGUAGACCUGGGUUGCCUGGACUCCCAGGGGUGCCUGGUCCUUCAGGAAAACCUGGUUUAAUGGGAUUGGAUGGAGAGAAAGGGACUGCAGGUGAUGUAUUAGGAGCACCUUCUGGAGUCCGUGGAGAUAUGGGACUUUCUGGUUUUCCAGGUCUGAAGGGUAGACAAGGCGAUCAAGGAAUUCCAGGCACUCAAGGUACUAAUGGAAGACCUGGACCACCUGGAUUUAAAGGUGCUCGAGGUAAUUCUGGAGUCCCUGGCUCCACUGGAUUGCCAGGACCUGAAGGAGCCUUUGGAUUCCCUGGAAUGCCUGGGAAACCUGGAACAGCUGGUGCUGUUGGUACAACAGGACUUCAAGGUCCUCGUGGACAAAGAGGAGAUGAAGGAGAGCAAGGACCACCUGGUCCUGUUGGCAUGAAGGGAACACCUGGAGAUUAUGGAGAUGUGGGAUUUAUUGGUGUAAGAGGCAAACCAGGUGAACCAGGUUUCCCUGGCUUGCCUGGCAUGCAUGGACAUCCAGGUGUGAAAGGUGUGAAAGGAUCCCCAGGAAUGGAAGGCUUCCAGGGUAUGAAAGGUGUGAAGGGAAGGCCUGCCUGGAAUGGACUUAAGGGAGGGACUGGCAACCCUGGCUUUCCGGGGGUGAAAGGAAAUCAAGGAGUUUCAGGAACAAAAGGGGAUCGUGGGGAGGUUGGAACACCAGGAGCACCACCUCAUAUAAAGCCCGAAAUGAUGAUGGAAGUGAAAGGGGCGAAAGGAGAACAGGGUAUCGAUGGGUUUAAAGGAUUCUCUGGAGAUAAAGGCACUAAAGGGAUGCCGGGUCACCCUGGUAAGCCUGGAGAAUCGGGUUCACCAGGAAUGCCAAGCACUGAAAGUGGUGAUAAAGGAGAAAGUGGACAAAGAGGCUUUGAAGGUCAUCCAGGAGUACCAGGACAAGUUGGUCCACCCGGCAUGGGUGGAUUUCCUGGAUUUACGGGUCCCAGAGGUUCACAAGGUCUGCCUGGUUUUUAUGGUUUUCCAGGGGAAAAAGGUGUUCUUGGAGAAAUAGGAGAUCCAGGGGACACUAUAGAUUUACCAGGGGAGAGGGGGUUAACCGGUGAACCCGGUGCUACUGGAUUUCCAGGAGGGAAAGGAAUAACUGGAGAGAAAGGUACUGUUGGAAAUUUUGGUUUCCCAGGAAUUGAAGGAAUGAAGGGAGAAACUGGAUCACCGGGACAGACAGGACAACCAGGAUUUCCGGGUCAGCUGGGAUUAAAGGGUUCUCAGGGUGACCAUGGUGUCCCAGGUCUAUAUGGUGAUAAAGGAAACACUGGCAAUCCUGGUUUACCUGGUCUGCAAGGUUUUCCAGGUUUAAGAGGCAAUACUGGGGAAUAUGGCUUGCGAGGCAAUAAAGGGAUAUCAGGAGAGCCAGGCCCAGAUAUUAUAGGUGCACAAGGGAUAAAAGGUGCUACAGGUGAGAAGGGUGAACCAGGAGAAUCUAGCACAAGUGGAGGAUUACCUGGUAAUUCUGGUGCUAAGGGAAGCAGAGGACACCCAGGUCUACCUGGCAAUAUUGGUUCUCCUGGCAUUCCUGGACCUCGUGGGCUCCCUGGGUCGUUCAAUAGAUCUGGAAUUCCUGGAGAUGUGGGAUUUCCAGGGCCAAGUGGUUCACCAGGUUCACCUGGUCCACGUGGUAUUCCUGGUCUGUCCUCCUGGCCAGGAAGAAAAGGAGAUGAAGGAUUAGUAGGCCUACAGGGACAUUUUGGAUUCAAAGGAGUCCCUGGUGAUGUUGGUCAACCGGGAGAGACUGGAAUUACUGGUGUUUCUGGACUAAAGGGUCAAAACGGGGACCAAGGAGUUAUGGGGUUUACUGGUGUCAUUGGACCAACUGGGGACAGAGGACCUAAAGGACCCAAGGGUGACACAGGGCCUACUGGAUUGCAAGGUCCUCCAGGAGCAGAAGGAGAGCUUCCAACGCCCAUGCAGAUGAUAGUGGACAUAGGGCUUCCUGGGGUACAUGGAAUUGUUGGUCCUGAAGGAACACGAGGUGAAAGGGGACCUAAAGGUCCUCCUGGAGAUCAAGGUGUGCGAGGUGACCGUGGUAGAGAAGGACUGCCUGGCAGACAAGGCUGGCCUGCUACACCUGGCUAUCGAGGAGAAGAAGGACUAAUAGGACAAAGAGGGCCAGUGGGUUUUGAAGGUACCCCUGGUCCACCAGGGAAUGUAGGACUACCUGGUAUGCCUGGAAGAAGUGUCAACAUUGGUUAUCUUCUAGUAAAGCACAGCCAGACUGAUCAAGAACCAAUGUGUCCUGUCGGCAUGGCCAAGCUCUGGAGUGGAUACAGUCUAUUAUACUUUGAAGGGCAAGAAAAGGCACACAACCAAGACUUGGGUUUAGCUGGGUCGUGUUUGCAACGUUUCAGUACAAUGCCUUUCCUAUACUGCAACCCGGGUGACGUGUGUUACUAUGCCAGCCGGAAUGAUAAAUCCUACUGGCUCUCAACCACUGCACCUCUUCCCAUGAUGCCAGUGGUUGAAGAUGAGAUUAAACCGUACAUUAGCCGCUGUUCUGUAUGUGAGGCCCCAGCAGUGGCAGUCGCUGUCCACAGUCAAGAUAUGUCCAUUCCACUAUGUCCAUCAGGCUGGAGGAGUUUAUGGAUCGGAUACUCAUUCCUCAUGCACACGGCAGCAGGAGAUGAGGGUGGUGGACAGUCCCUCUCUUCCCCAGGUAGCUGUUUAGAAGACUUUAGAGCUACACCGUUCAUUGAAUGUAAUGGCGCUCGUGGAACCUGCCACUACUUUGCAAACAAAUAUAGCUUCUGGCUUACCACUAUUGAUAAGACAUUCCAGAGUUCACCCUCUGCAGAUACAUUGAAAGCAGGGCUGAUUCGAACUCAUAUCAGCCGAUGCCAAGUCUGCAUGAAGAAUUUGUAACAGAAAAAAAAAAAACAAUAGAAAAUCUCAUUUUUUUUUUUUU
Molecule: messenger RNA, 5404 nt
Organism: Pelobates fuscus (common spadefoot toad)
Lineage: Eukaryota; Metazoa; Chordata; Amphibia; Anura; Pelobatidae
Gene: COL4A2
Product: collagen type IV alpha 2 chain
Exons: 48
Coding region: 199-5361 (1720 amino acids)
Biological process (GO): glomerular basement membrane development
Cellular component (GO): collagen trimer
Molecular function (GO): extracellular matrix structural constituent conferring tensile strength
Source: RefSeq, a predicted model, not a curated record